Rhinocladiella mackenziei CBS 650.93 is the source of this 675-nucleotide messenger RNA. RefSeq lists its product as uncharacterized. The transcript has 3 exons. The coding region runs from base 1 to 675 and encodes 224 amino acids. NCBI's taxonomy places the organism in Eukaryota, Fungi, Ascomycota, Eurotiomycetes, Chaetothyriales, Herpotrichiellaceae. The record is from RefSeq and is a predicted model, not a curated record.
AUGUCUUCUCAGUGGGUCGAUAAGCCGCAUUCUCUUAUUUCUACUGAUCCAUUCUCAAAAGAUUCCUCCCACGCGGCAUACUAUGUUGCAACGCAGAUGGCACUUGCCCACAAUGGCAUUCUCCGAGGGUUGAACUCCAUCUAUCUCCAAGCGACGCACAUACCGCGCGAAGACCGGGACGCGAUUCGAGACUUCCUGACAUAUUGCCAAUGCAGGUGUGAAUCCAUGCACCACCACCACGAUGCCGAAGAAGAGGAUUUCUUCCCGAGCAUAGAGCUGACAUCAGAUGUCCAAAGAAUCAUGCGACGUAAUAUAGAGCAACACCGAGCGUUCACGCCGGGGUUUGAUCUGUUUCACGAGUACUCUCGGACUUGUCUUCCCGAAGACUAUGACGGACAGAACAUUAGGAGCCUCAUCGAAGGUUUUGCGGAGCCAUUAACUCGACAUCUGCGCGACGAGUAUCGAACCGCGCCUCUCGUGUUUGGAACCGCAGACAGGAGCUUCGAAGGCGGCAUGCAUGACUUCCCGUCUGUACCAUUCUUUGUGCCUUACGUCAUUCACUACUGGUUUGCUAGGCGACUUCGUGGCGCUUGGAGAUUCAAUCCGUGCACUCUUUGGAGGGAUCGCAGAGAAUUGGCCUUCGGUUCUUCGAGUAAUGGUCAAGUGGCUGAGUGA